AAGACGAAGAAGAGGAAGAAGAGAAGAAGAAGAAGCAGCGGGAGGAGGAGAAGGCGGAGGACGCAUCGUCGCCGCGCGGUAGACGUAGGAAGUGGAGGAAGAAGAAGCCGACGAGACGGGCGCCGCGCGCUCGCACGUUGCCGUGCCGCGCUCACUAUAUCUACUAUACACCACACGCGCGCCGUGUCCGCGUACGCGCGCGUGAAAUCCACACGUACGAUAUAUUUAUAUGCAUACACGGUGACCCGCGCGCGGAGAUAAUACAGUGUAAAUGGCGCUCUCGGCGCAGAACCAGUCGACGUCGUACGUGAACUUGUAUUACUCGAUCGUCCAGCGCGCGGCGACGCGCUACUUUAAGGAAUAUUACAACUCCGAUACUGGCGCGCCCUACGUACUGUACAAAGAUAACAUGGAGAGACCCCAGGGUCAGUGGGGCCCGGGGCCGGGAUCUCUCCAGGACGGCGGACUGUACCCGCAGCAGCAGCAACAGCAGCAGCAACAGGGUUCCACCUCGUCGGGAAGCCCGCAGCAGGCCUGUGGUCCUCCGGUCGAGGGCGAAAACGGUCCACCGCCCUCGUUAGCCUCACCCGUGCCCUCACCGUAUCCCUCGGCGCCUCCCGAGCCUCAGUCCUUGACUCCACCCGAUGACGACAUACAGUCGAGUCAGACCACGUCCCAGCAGCAGCAGCAGCAACAACAGCAGCAACAGCAAACGCAACAACAGGUCCAACAGCAGCAGCAGCAACAACAGCAGCAGCAGCAAGUACAACAGCAGCAGCAGCAGCAGCAACAACAGACGCAGCAGCAAGACCACUCGCCGCAGCAACAACUGACACCGCACGAGGUGGACCGCAGCGACUGCUUCCCCGGCGCCGGUGAGCUGCAACAGUAUCCGCAGCACUACUUCAAAGAGGCCAGGCCGCACCCCUCGCCGUCCGUGCCGCCGCACAUGCUCACCCCCGGCGGCUUCUCCGCGCUGCACUAUCUCAAGCAACCCGGGGUGAUGCUGACGUCCCUCGGCCAGGGGGACGGCGGACCCGGCCUGGACGCGCAUCAGUACGCGAGCCCGGGCGCGCCGAACCUCGCGACCGGGCUGCCCGACAUCGUGCAGCAGAGCGGCAAGUCCAGCAAGUCCGGCAACAGCGACCUGCGUCUGUUCAAGUGCUUGACGUGCGGCAAAGAUUUUAAGCAGAAGUCGACUCUGCUGCAGCACGAGCGGAUCCACACGGACAGCCGACCGUACGGGUGUCCGGAGUGCGGCAAGCGGUUCCGGCAACAAUCGCAUCUGACGCAGCACCUGCGCAUACACGCUAACGAGAAGCCGUACGCUUGCGUGUACUGCGAGCGUACGUUCCGGCAGCGUGCGAUCCUCAACCAGCAUCUGCGCAUCCACUCGGGUGAGAAGCCAUACCAAUGUCCGGAGUGCGGAAAACACUUCCGUCAGAAGGCGAUCCUGAAUCAGCACGUCCGCACACACCAAGACGUGAGCCCGCACCUGAUCUUCAAGAAUGGGAUGACGCCGACGCUCUGGCCGCAGGACGUGCCCUUCCCUCCCGAGGAGGGGAAGGAGGAGGUCGCGUCGACCUUCGGCGACACGGACACGCAGUCGGGCGCGUUCAGUCCGGCGCCGGACGCCAACUCGAUGCAGUACCCGGCUUACUUCAAGGACCCGAAGGGCGGCAACCACGCGGUGUUCGGCGCGGCCGGCACCGGCAGCUUCGGCGCGCUCCAGUACAUCAAGCAGCAGGGCGGCACGAAGAGCUGCCUGCCCGACGUGAUACAGCACGGGCGCUCGGCCGGCAUGCCGCUCUACGUGCGCUGCCCGAUCUGCCAGAAGGAGUUCAAGCAGAAGUCGACGCUGCUGCAGCACGGCUGCAUACACAUCGAGUCCCGUCCGUACCCGUGUCCGGAGUGCGGCAAACGGUUCCGGCAGCAGUCCCACCUCACGCAGCACCUGCGCAUCCACACGAACGAGAAGCCGUACGGCUGCAUGUACUGCGGCCGCAACUUCCGCCAGCGCACGAUCCUCAACCAGCAUCUGCGCAUCCACACCGGCGAGAAGCCGUACAAGUGCCAGCAGUGCGGCAAGGACUUCCGUCAGAAGGCGAUCCUGGACCAGCACACGCGCACCCACCAGGGCGACCGGCCGUUCUGCUGCCCGAUGCCGAACUGCAGGCGGCGCUUCGCCACCGAGCCCGAGGUGAAGAAGCACAUCGACAACCACAUGAACCCGCACGCGGCGAAGGUGCGCCGGAACUCGAGCGGCGACACCAAGCCGCCCGGCACGCCGGUCAGCCUCGGCCCGGUGACGGUGCCGCGCGGCCUCACGCCCACGGUGGUCAAGCCCGAGCUGUAUUUCCCGCAGUGCUACGCGCCCGCGUUCAACCAUCAGCCGCCGGUCUCGAGCGCCCAGUUCCCCGGCCAAGCGAACGGCGUCUCCGUGACCGGCGAGUUCAAGCCGCCGACCGGUCUGCCGCCGCAGUGACUAACCGUCCAUCCUGCCGCCUACUAGCAAGCAGGAAUCUCCGCGCUGAGGUUUCAGCGCUGCUUCGCUCCCGCGCUCGAGGCCGCCAACGCCGCGUCGAACGCCGCCGCAGCCGCCGCAGCGUCCUCCUCGCCCCGGUGCGCCGGCCAGCAGCCGAUCCAGCAACACUACCCGUGACAUUUGUCGUGCAUUUACUAGAGUCUUCUUGGUUUCCGUCGUUCUUUCGCAACUCGCUCGCACUUCUUGUUCCAUUGCUGGACGGAGCCUCGGAGCGCGUCGCCAGCUAGCCCCGACAGCUCGACGGUGAAGACGGUCGACCUCUUCUUCCGACGAGCGAUUUCGAAGAGGUCGACCGCGCGACGGACGCCUCCCCCAGGACCAAGUUGGCGUCUCGGCUUUUCGCGUCGCUCGGGGAAGCGAGGGGAUGACGGCCGGCUCUCUGCUCUCGUCGCGAUGAGGAUCGAAUUGUCACUCUCUCUCAGGUUCGCGCGCGACGACGCGUCUUCUUUUUUCCCUUUCUUUUCCGAUCGACCGAUCGCGCGUCUCGUUGCUCUCCACGUGCGAUCGGCAGUUCUCUCCGCCCCUUCAGGGUUAUUUCAGGAUCGAUCGUUCGCAACGGUGUGGCCGCCGACCCACGAAAUACCCGAUUCUCGCGAUCACGCACCUUCCUGCUCGCUCAACGACCAGUCCUCGGUCUCUCGCGCGAAGGACGCUGGGAAAAAGAGAGGGAGAGAGCGAUAAGCGCGCCGUCGCUCACCGUCGAGCUUCUUCUCGCUAGAGCCGGAACCAAGGUAAAGUAACCAACGAAAAGUCUCGUCUAUUCCCCUGUACUUGUUAUUUUUUAUAUACACUGAUCGAUUACGACACACGUACCCCCCUUUCCGCGUUUCUUUCGUGGACAAGCGAACAG
Dinoponera quadriceps is the source of this 3395-nucleotide messenger RNA. RefSeq names its product myeloid zinc finger 1-like. Bases 272 to 2485 code for a protein of 737 amino acids. The record is from RefSeq and is a predicted model, not a curated record. The transcript is spliced from 3 exons. Lineage: Eukaryota; Metazoa; Arthropoda; Insecta; Hymenoptera; Formicidae.